Molecule: messenger RNA, 1698 nt
Organism: Leishmania mexicana MHOM/GT/2001/U1103
Lineage: Eukaryota; Euglenozoa; Kinetoplastea; Trypanosomatida; Trypanosomatidae
Exons: 1
Coding region: 1-1698 (565 amino acids)
Source: RefSeq, a predicted model, not a curated record
AUGUCAACAACGCAAGCGGCGCUCUUUCUGUUUCAUCAUCACUGGCGGGUGCCGGUAACACUCGCCAUCAAUACAACCGUACCCAACGGUGCUCCUAGUGCGACGGAGAGCGUAAGUUGCACCGAGCACCGGUCACCUGGUGAGCAGGCUGCGGCUCGUGCAGCAGCCACCCCGGACGGGAUCGACGCAGUGGUGGCCGACUUUGUCUUCGCACAAGGCGGUCGACGGCUUCUGCUCGUGCGCGGCGAUAGCCCAGCUGAUCUGCGGCUCUGCCUCAGCGAAGGCAGCUCCAACGGACCUCUCUCCGGGGCUCUCGGUACUGUGAUCGCAGAGGAGGCAUCGCCGUUGCCGCAGGCGCAUCGCAUCCUCCGCACCGGUGCCGAGCUAGUCCACCACGUCAGCACCCUGAGGGAUCAGCAACAAGAAGAGCACAAGACAUCUGAUGACAGCACACGUGCCAGCGAGCUAGAGCUGUGCGUGGCAGGCUACCCACAGGGGCAUCCGUUGGACCGCACGUGGGCCGCCACAUCAGCUGCCUAUUCUUCUCCGGGAGACGUAGCCGCAACAGGUUCGAUGGUAACGGGGGACAGCAGCGUCGCCGCAGUGCGGCAGCGCAGCCUUGAGUUCCUGCGUGCGUUCGAGAAAGACUUCGAUGCCGCAGAGCACGCGUUCACGGCAGCGGUGCGCGUUGCAAAAACCCGGGCGUGUGUGGUACCGGCCGAGAAGAGGUCCAGCGAUACCAGUGUCAAUGAUGGUGCUCCAUCCGCGGCCUCCGACGAGCCCAGUGCGCGUGCGCGGCACCUUUCCACGCCGCCGGUUGUCAUGCCCGAGCUAAAGGAGCUGUGCCGCACCCUGGGACGACUCGGUGCGGUGCGGCGACUAUGGACGUCCUCCUCCAGCUACGAGCCCCAUGUGCGAGCCGCCUGUAUACAUCGAAUGCUCCGCGAGAAGGUGCUGCUGAGGUCACCUGGCGAGCUCCAGCAUCGUUGCAUUCGGCGAGGCAGCUUGCACAAUGGCGCCGCAGCCCCCGUGAUUGUGACGCAGAUGAUCACAACAGCGAAGGAGUUUACGGACUUCGUGGCAGAAAUACAGCGUGGGCUGGGUGUUUGGGCCGCCACUGCAGCGUGUGGAGAGCAGCCGGAGCCGGCUGGUGACGAUCCCCAACAGCAGCACCCCCUACACGCAGCCGCACCGACCGUACUCUCACCCAUCUCCGUCAUCCCUGGUGUGCUGCUGCCACAUCUUACCGAUGUGCACGUACUGCUGCGGUCGCUGUACUACACCAAAGUGAUUCCCAGCGCGCGCAUGCAGAAAGCCCUGGAGGUGUACGCGAGCGAGCUCAUGAGCGCAUGGCGGCAGCUCGCCGACGAGCACCCUCGGAGGAAAAGGGAGCCGGCGCUGCAGGACGACACCUUCUUGCAAGCACUGACGGAGAGCGACGUCUCUGCGGCGACACUAGAGGUCAGCGAGGAUUGCGUUGCCCAAGUUGAAGCGCGCGUACGUGAGGUACGGCGUUGCGCGUCUUGCCGCCUCACGUCUUUGUGGCUGUCGGAGACAGUGGAUCUCCUCCACGACCUUCAGCGACAUGGGCAGGCGCGGGUGCACCUCUUCACAAUGUUCAACGACAAGGUGGAUGUGCGAGUGGCGCAGCUGCUGGCGGCCUACGAUGCACAGCGUCGUGCGUCCACGGAGCAGUGA